GUGUACAGUCGCGCGCCACAAGUGUUGCGCGCACGCAUCGCUCUCUGCAGCCGACCAUACUCGCGCAUACGUCGACGCGAUCACCUUAUCGAUCCGUCUUCCGCUUUAUCAAUUACCGUACGGAAUCCUUCUCAGUGAUGUCGCUUCUAGUGAACACCAGUGGUACAGGCUUGCAAUAUUGAAGGAUGUUAGUGUUGUUUACGUCUGCUAAGACAGACAGUCACCGUCUCUAACUCGAUCCAUGUGUGUCAGUUCGGUGUUUGUGGUGGAGAUAACGUGAUGUGACAACGAUACUUAUUGAAGUGGCAGUGGAAUAGUUUUGUGAAAGUGUGCAGCGAGCGUGAGUGAGCAGCCGGCGGCCCCGGCCGGCCCCCGUCACAAUGUUGAACUGCACCGAUCUGGAAUGCAUCCUGCACCACCACCACUACUAUGCUCAUCUGCAUCACAUCCACCAUUUGCAGAAUGCGCAGGAUUCAGCAAUGUCGGCCGAUGGGUCGACGACAGAUAUUCACGGUUUACUCAACGAUACUGAAUCGGAUCUCACCGGCCUUUCACAUGUUGAUGCCCCGAAUGAUGCGAAUUACAUGAUCGGCGGUGUGGUGAUAGCCAUGGCCCUUGUUGGGCUCAUCAUUGUGCUGCUGGCUCUCACUAUCAACAAGCUGCGCAAGCGCGAGGAGCACUCGGCUUCGGUGCACCCGGCCGAGGCAGUGCUCCAGGCAGCGCCGCAGCCACCGCCCGAGCCUCUUGCCUUCCGUCAGCAGCCCUUGUGGCAGUUCCCACCGCCGCUGCCCCCGCCUUACGUCUAUUCUCACGAUCAGGACAAUAUGUUGCAGCCCCUAGGCAAUGAGCGAGCGAGCUUUCGCAGCUUACGAAAGAACAUUGGCGGUCGUUGGAAGCGACUCGUCAAUAAGAAGCCAGAGCAAGAAGUGUACACAAUCCCGCCUGAGCUCAAACCUCAACUCAAGCAAAUAUAUGUGUACUAACCACCUUCUGUUUACGACGAUAACGGCAUGAGAAGCAGGAAUCUUCUUUGCUUAGUUAAUAUAGACUUAAACCGAGAGAUUCACGGUUGUAAUUUAAAAAUCAUAUCUUAUUUUUAAAAACCAUAUCUGUAUUCGAAUAUCAAAAAGCAUCUAUGUACAUUAUGUCGUCUAUAUCUUUCAGCAUAUCUUUCGACCAAUUAACUUUUAUGACCAAUAUUUAAACUUUCAUUCAAUACUUUGUGAUUUUAAGCCUAGAUGUAUUAAUAAGUAUUAGAACACUGAAGUUUGAUUGCUGUUCCGUUAUUGAUAUUUGAAUGUUGAGUGAUAGUCAAAUGAAUUAGUUUAAUUAUUAAUUUAAAGUUACGAAUGGAAUUAGGAAAAUGCGGUCGCGCAUACUAGUGACGAAAAUCCAAUAAUUAUGAUAGAAGCUGAUGCCUUGUAACUAUGUAAUUUUAAAUGAUUAGGGCAUUUUGUAGUUCAUUAACUUAUUGUAGACGAUGAUCGUAUCUUUAGAUGUAGGUACAUCGAUCAAAUAGUAUCAUGAAGCUAUACUUAUGUAAGCUAUCCUAUCGACUUGUGGAAACGAUUGUGGAACCUCAUUAAUGGAUGCAGUAUUUUUAUAUGAAGCAUUUGAGUUGCGAGUGAGACUGAUAUAUUGUUCAAAUUAAUAAGACGUAACUUGUAACGUAACACAAAAUAAUAACUGAUUUCGUUCAAUGUAUCCCAUCUUUGACUUGUUUUCUGAGAAUUAUGAAUGACCUAGUUGUAAAGUUACGUUACUUGCAUGCUUUGAUAGUGUAAUUUUCUGGUUUUCGCCCGGUCUUUUCCUACUGUGAUAGUAAAUGAUAUAUAAAUUAUGAUUGAUGAGAAAAUGUUGAGUAUAAAUUCGCUUUGACCUGUCAAUUAACAGUAGGACGGACCGACGGUCGAGAAUUGUGAUAGCUCAUAUUGAGCCAGAUAUUCUGAUGAAUUAAGUUUGUAGAUGUAGGUACAAUAAACUCAGCCAUGGUAAUAUAUUUUCGUUAAAAAUCUAUCUGUUGCGAAGGAUACAAUGUUAUAUAAAGUGUAUUUUAACAGUGUGCAGUUACUUUAAUCUAUCAUUGACAUAGAGAAAAAUAAAUUCCAUCAGGAUGUUA
This is a messenger RNA of Bicyclus anynana (squinting bush brown), 2119 nucleotides long. RefSeq lists its product as uncharacterized. NCBI's taxonomy places the organism in Eukaryota, Metazoa, Arthropoda, Insecta, Lepidoptera, Nymphalidae. Bases 381 to 983 code for a protein of 200 amino acids. The transcript is spliced from 6 exons. The record is from RefSeq and is a predicted model, not a curated record.